This is a messenger RNA of Aphanomyces astaci, 1191 nucleotides long. RefSeq lists its product as hypothetical. Gene Ontology annotation, biological process: endoplasmic reticulum membrane organization. The transcript has 2 exons. Lineage: Eukaryota; Oomycota; Saprolegniomycetes; Saprolegniales; Verrucalvaceae. The record is from RefSeq and is a predicted model, not a curated record. The coding region runs from base 45 to 1043 and encodes 332 amino acids. Gene Ontology annotation, cellular component: endoplasmic reticulum membrane; plasma membrane.
UUCGAAAACGGCUCCCCUCAGUGACAAAGGAGGGACAGUGAAGGAUGAACUCGUCAGGUGCCGGCCACUUGAUCACGCUGGAGCCCGCGGACUCGCUGUCGUUUUCCCUUUCGACCAACAGCACUCCACAGGCAGCCCUGACGAUCUCCAAUCCCAGCAGUGUCGAGAACGUUGCGUUCAAGGUGAAGACGACCCGUCCGAUGCGAUACCUCGUGCGCCCAAACCAGGGUGUGAUCGGACCCAACAGCUCCGCGACGGUGCUUGUGAUUUUGCAGCAAAAGGACUGCGAUGAACUGCUUCGUUUGGACCAGGCGGAGCGUCAGCUUUCAAACGACAAGUUCCUCGUGCAGUCGGUGGGGGUGGAGGCCGAGUUUUGCGACCUGCUCACGAAGAAGUCAUCGAAGGAAGUUAACGACGACCUGACGUCCCUGUGGAACCAAGCGGAGAAGGCUCAAAUCAGCAAUAAGAAACUGCGCUGCCGUUUCACCGAAGGGACCAUCGGCGGCGGCAGCAGCAACGACUUGUCCACGCCCCAGCAACUGAGCAACGCGUUGCUCGACAACUCUCCCACCGACGGCGCUGCGUCCAGCAACACUAGCAGCGUCCAUCCCCCGACCAGCUAUGGUAGUAGCUCGUCCAACGGCCGCUCCAACUUUGCCACUGCAUCGUACGCGUCCGGACCGACCGACGACGCGGCCGCGCGCACGUUGGAACUGGCGUCCGAAAUGGCGGUCCUUCGCAAGAAGUACGACGAGCUGGUGGCAUUCACCGUGCAACUGACUGCGCAACGCGAUACGUUGAUCAACGACUUGGACAAAUUCCGCCAACAGAAUCAAAAACUCACCGCCGAGCAGACGCGACUCAAGCGGCAGACGACGGAAAUGGGCACGUUGCGGCAACGAAGGACGACGACUGCCGACGCCGACGCAUCGACUCCGCGCCACCCGGACGCAGUGUCGGCACCAGCCCCCGCCACCAAGGUAUGUCCGUCCAUCCAUCGAGAUAUGAUGAUAUAUGCUGCUUUGCAUGGGCUGUAUGUGUAGCCCAUCACGUUCUUUCACGUGCUGGUGUGCGCGGUGCUGUUCUUUCUCGUUGGCCGAUUCUAUGCGUAACAACUACUAACUACUCGUCCAUACUAACUACCCGCUGCUUUACUUCUUUUGAAAUCGAUAUAUCGAUGGUCGUGUACAU